AUGGCUUUCCCUCCAUUACUAGUAGGCAAGGUUGCCGCCAUCACAGGCGGUCUCACAGGAAUCGGCAGGGCGAUUGCCCUCGACUACAUCCGCCACGGCGCAAAGGUCUCAAUCAGUCAUCUAGGUGGCGAGAAGGAAGCGCCCUUGCUUGAAGCACUGAGAAAUGACGUGAAGGAGAUCGAGGUUGAAGCAAUUACCCGCUUCAUCACUGUAUCAGGCGAUAUCUCCCAACCAGAGACAGGCCGCGAAUUUGUCGCAAAGACCGUUGAAGCUUUUGGCCGACUAGACGUGUUCGUCAGCAAUGCAGGCGUCUGUCAGUUUGCUGAAUUCUUAGAACUCGAACCCUCCCUCCUGAACCACACUGUCUCUACCAAUCUCUCAGGCGCAUUUUUCGCAACUCAGGCCGCCGCACGCCAAAUGGCCCAGGCUCAAUCGCCACCUGGAGGCUCCAUCAUUGGCGUCAGCUCCAUCUCUGCCCUGGUGGGUGGCGCACAGCAAACUCACUACACGCCCACGAAGGCAGGUGUCCUAAGUCUGAUGCAGUCGUGUGCAUGUGCUCUUGGAAAGUACAACAUUCGCUGCAAUGCGUUGCUACCUGGCACUAUUCGUACGCAGCUGAACGAAGAGGAUAUGAAAGAUCCCGUGAAGAGAGAAUAUAUGGAAGGCCGAAUUCCGCUUGGUCGCCUUGGCCAGCCUAAGGAUUUGGCUGGUCCGGCUGUGUUCUUGGCUUGUGAGGAACUCAGUUCGUAUGUAACUGGGGCCCAGCUUCUAGUUGAUGGAGGCCUCUUUGUCAAUCUGCAGUGA
This is a messenger RNA of Penicillium olsonii, 804 nucleotides long. The record is from the annotation of a GenBank genome assembly. Lineage: Eukaryota; Fungi; Ascomycota; Eurotiomycetes; Eurotiales; Aspergillaceae.